AUGUCUCCGGUGAAGGACAUCCUUGCUGUCCUCUUCAUCUCGUUCGACCAUUUCGCCUAUGUCAUCUGCUGCGAAGGAACACCAUCCUCCCCUGAGACUCCGACUGCAAAUCCUCGUCGUUCCUCAAAACGGCUCAGCAAAGCCAAAUGCGAGGAGUACAAAGCUUCGUUGAAGAACGUGGCCUGCGACCACACCCAAACGGGAUUGAUCCACGGUGGACAGGAAGCUGACGCCUUCGAAUUCCCUCACAUGGCCCUCCUGGGAGAGAAGCUGUCGAACGGGGAAUAUUUUUGGAAAUGCGGUGGGGCCCUCAUCAGCGAGGAAUGGAUUCUCACAGCUGCCCAUUGCAUCGACAACGACCGGCCUUUGACGGUGAGACUCGGGGAACACGACCUCGACGAUUGGAAGGAUGCCAUCCCGUCCGAUUACCAAGUGGCCGAGGUCGUCAUUCAUCCGGAAUGGGGAAAUAGAAGACACAUAAUCCAUGUCUGGCGACCGAUGACGUCCAGCUGCCACAAGGGAGCAAUGUCACCGUUACCGGAUGGGGAACCACCUCCUUCGGUAUCCUUUGUUCGUGAGCAGAACGAGCCAAGUCCUGAAUCCCUCACAGGUCGAUUGCAUUGUUCCUUAGGCGGGAAGACGAGCAGCGUCCUGCUCAAAGUUUCUGUUCCGCUGUACGGUUCAUCCGAUUGCGACGCCCUGAUCUCGAGGUACCCCUUCGCUCUUGGGAGAGUCUACCCAGAGGGUGCGAGCGGGCGAGUCCUCUGCGCCGGGAAGGAAGGAAAAGACUCGUGCCAGGGUGAUUCGGGUGGACCGAUGACGAUUCCUCGCACUCCAGACAGCUGCGUGUAUACCGUCAUGGGGAUCGUAUCUAAAGGUUUUGGGUGUGGCACUGAAUUACCAGUCUUCUACACUAAGGUCUCCUCCUACUUGGACUGGAUCGAGGGGAUUGUCUGGAACACUAAUUCAUAA
This is a messenger RNA of Darwinula stevensoni, 972 nucleotides long. The record is from the annotation of a GenBank genome assembly. Lineage: Eukaryota; Metazoa; Arthropoda; Ostracoda; Podocopida; Darwinulidae.